Cynocephalus volans (Philippine flying lemur) is the source of this 2088-nucleotide messenger RNA. RefSeq names its product RAD1 checkpoint DNA exonuclease (gene RAD1). Gene Ontology annotation, cellular component: checkpoint clamp complex; nucleus. The record is from RefSeq and is a predicted model, not a curated record. The transcript has 7 exons. Gene Ontology annotation, molecular function: 3'-5' exonuclease activity. Lineage: Eukaryota; Metazoa; Chordata; Mammalia; Dermoptera; Cynocephalidae. Gene Ontology annotation, biological process: DNA damage checkpoint signaling; DNA repair. Bases 352 to 1194 code for a protein of 280 amino acids.
CUUGAGCUCCUCCUCGCUGGCAUCGCGCCGCACCCCCAGCGCCUCGUAGUGACACUUCAUCGCCGGGCCGGGCGGAGGGCUGGGACUGGGGCCGGGGCCCAGGCCCGGGCCGAAGCCGCGGCGGCGGCGCUGGUGGUCCUCUCCUCCGGCGGGAGCCCGGCGCCCGCACCGGGCCAGCCAGCGAGCGCGGCCCCGGCGGCUGCGGCGGCGCGGAGAGGCAGAGAGAUCUCAUUAUCAUUCCCACAGCUUCAACUGUCAACUCUACAGAAAGAUCCCGUCAGGUGUGUCGUGUUCCGCGGGAGCAGGCGCUGGCCCCUGGAGCAUCCCUCGGGACCGGACGUGCGGUGGACGAUGCCCCUUCUCACCCAGCACUUCCAAGAUGAGAAUGAUCAGUACAGCUUAGUGGCCAGCCUGGACAACGUUAGGAAUCUCUCCACUGUCCUGAAAGCCAUUCAUUUCCGAGAUCAUGCCACGUGUUUCGCUACUAAAAAUGGAAUCAAGGUUACAGUGGAAAACGCAAAGUGUGUGCAAGCGAAUGCUUUUAUUCAGGCUGGGAUAUUUCAAGAAUUUAGGGUUCAGGAAGAGUCUGUUACUUUUCGAAUUAAUUUAACUGUCCUUCUAGACUGUUUAUCUAUUUUUGGAUCAAAUCCUAUGCCAGGGACUUUAACUGCACUUCGGAUGUGUUACCAAGGCUAUGGUUACCCUUUGAUGCUGUUUCUGGAAGAAGGAGGAGUGGUGACUGUCUGCAAAAUCAAUACUCAGGAGCCUGAGGAGACUCUGGAUUUUGAUUUCUGCAGCACCAAUGUAAUUAAUAAAAUUAUUCUGCAGUCAGAGGGGCUCCGUGAAGCAUUUUCCGAGUUGGAUAUGACAAGUGAGAUCCUCCAGAUUACCAUGUCUCCUGACAAGCCUUAUUUCAGGUUAUCUACUUUUGGAAAUGCAGGAAGUUCCCACCUUGACUAUCCUAAAGAUUCUGAUUUGAUGGAAGCAUUUCAUUGUAAUCAAACCCAGGUCAACAGAUACAAGAUUUCUUUACUAAAACCCUCUACAAAGGCAUUAAUCCUAUCUUGUAAGGUAUCGAUUCGGACGGAUAACCGAGGAUUUCUCUCAUUACAGUACAUGAUUAGAAAUGAAGAUGGACAAAUAUGUUUUGUGGAAUAUUACUGCUGCCCUGACGAAGAAGUUUCUGAGUCUUGAGUGUGACAAUUCACUGUGAUAUUUAUAUGUACAUUUAUGAUAGGCUAAGUUCUCAUUCUGAGUACUGUACUCUUCAUAAUUUUUUAGUGGAUUUUCUAUAAAGAAGUAUGGAGAAGUUAGGAGCAAGGUCCCUGUACCUUAAUAGUUGCUAUGUACUUUGUAAAUAUAUGUUUUCAUGCAGUCAGAGAUUAUCCAGUAUUGGACUGUCCUGUGGUUCUGUCUCUUGAAUUCAUGGGAAUCAUUGUGAGCCAAGAUGAAUAAACUGUAAGUUCUAUUCUGUUUAAGGAGAACAUUUCAAGAGUCUAAAGAUUUAAAGUUUGAUGAAGCCAUAUCUGAAAUAUUCUUUUAUUUAUUUCCUAUUAGAAAAAGCAAAGGCAUAUGGGCAUUGCUUAUUAGUUUAGUGUCGUGCCCAGACCAACAGCAUUAGAAUCACCUGGGUUGUCAGAAGCUCUGGGAAUGAGUCCAGCAACCUGUAUUUUAACAAGCUUCCACCAGUAAUUUCUUAUGUAUGCUAAAGUUUGGGAACUAUUGUUUUAAAGGAUACCAUUUUUUUUGUUUGUUUGUUUUUAAAUAGCAUUUACUUGCAUUGAAGUGAUUGCUUUUACAUGUGACUUCUUUGCAAACACUCUGAAGUUGAGGUAUCACCAAAUAACUGUGAACAAUUCUUUAUAUGAUUUAUUUUUAAAGUAUACUUUUUAAAGACAUCUGUAAACAGGAUAUAGAACAGUCAUCAGAGUUACAGAUUUCUUUCUUGUACUCAAAACUGUUCAAUUAAGUAAGUACUUAUUAGAUACCUUCCAUUUGCCUAUAAGAGUUUCUUGAUGAAAUCAAAGUGUAGAAAACCAGUUAUUAAAUGAUUUUGUACUUUCCUGAGUAGUUUUCACUGAAAUAAUU